Saccostrea cuccullata (small rock oyster) is the source of this 835-nucleotide messenger RNA. RefSeq lists its product as uncharacterized. Gene Ontology annotation, cellular component: extracellular region. The record is from RefSeq and is a predicted model, not a curated record. NCBI's taxonomy places the organism in Eukaryota, Metazoa, Mollusca, Bivalvia, Ostreida, Ostreidae. The transcript has a single exon. The annotation marks the transcript as partial.
AUGUAUAGAGCAGUGUUAAAGAAAUCUGUCACAGUGCCAGGUGUUAGGGAGUGUUAUCACAUUACCCUCGUGUCUACAGACCGGGUCUGGAUCAGUGAUAGUGACGGCAAUCUUACACUGACAAACACAAAAGGCAAAGAAUUAGAUCAUGUGACAGAUAUAGGUAGUGAUUAUGGAGGACACACUGUGGACUCUAACGGUGAUUUGAUUUAUAUAGACAGGGAAUUAAACAUCAUUAAACUGUCCAAAGAGAACAAAGAAAAGACUACGAUAAUACAGUACAACACGUCACCAUGGUAUCCAGUGUGUGUCUACAGCUCCCCCUCCACUGGAGACCUGCUGGUUGGGAUGGAUAGACGUGAUACACUGCCAACUAUAGGCAAGGUAGUGCGGUAUAACUCCACAGGAGAAAACAUCCAGACCAUACAGCACGACAACACAGGUCAGGAACUGUAUAGUCAACCUAUCUACAUAACAGAGAACCGCAAUGGAGAUGUUAUUGUGUCUGACUUUGGCCGUCGUGCUGUAGUGGUGACAGAUCGUGACGGUAAUUACCGGUUCUCCUACACACGUACUCCAUCAGGAUCACGACUAUCACCACGUGGAAUCUGUACUGACGCGCUGUCACACAUCCUGCUGUUUGAUUAUUGGACCAACACAGUACAGAUGUUAGACAGUGAGGGUCGCUAUCUGACAGAGAUACUGACACCUCAACACGGGAUAGACGGACCAUGGGGCCUGAGUUAUGAUGAUGACACUCGUCUACUGUGGGUAGGGUCAGACGACAACAACACAGUCAACCUAUACAGAGUGGUAGAUACAGACUCUCUGACUG